AUGUCGUUUUUGAGUGUGAGUAACAAAUACUCAAGGCAACUGGAGGUGAUGAGACAUCUUGUGGGCUGGCUGUCGUUAGCUGUCUGCAUGUAUGGACUGGAUGCAGAAUUGAUCUCUCAUUUACAUCCCCCCAAACAAGAAAUUUCUAUUGCUAACUGUGUCUUUCCAUUCGUCUAUGGUGAUGAAGUCCACUACAAUUGUAUCUCCACCCACAGUGACUUUGACUGGUGUUCCCUUGACUUUUACUUUCAAGGAAGGUGGAGAUACUGCACAGCACUGGAUCCUCCAAUGUGUAUCUUCCCUUUCCAAUUUAGAAAAAAGUUUUUUAACGAAUGCACCAAGGAAGGCUACAUUUUGAAUCGGAGUUGGUGUUCACUGACUGACAACUACAACAAAGAUAGAAAAUGGAAGCAAUGCUCUCCUUACAAGUAA
Chionomys nivalis (European snow vole) is the source of this 432-nucleotide messenger RNA. RefSeq names its product binder of sperm protein homolog 2-like. Gene Ontology annotation, cellular component: cell surface. NCBI's taxonomy places the organism in Eukaryota, Metazoa, Chordata, Mammalia, Rodentia, Cricetidae. Bases 1 to 432 code for a protein of 143 amino acids. The record is from RefSeq and is a predicted model, not a curated record. The transcript has 5 exons. Gene Ontology annotation, molecular function: heparin binding.